AUGAGAAGAAAACAAACAACAUGGCAGAUCCUUAAAGGAAAAAUAGAUUUGGGUUUGACCACCCACGGGAUCAAGCUCCCACCAUUCCCUUCACCAUUUCCCUAAAAGGACCCUCUGUUUCGAAGAUUACCUAAAGCAAGUGAGACUUAGAGCAUGCAACUCUUUUGAAACCCAAUAAAAAAAUCGGAAGCUCCUCUGGAAGCUCUGGAAAUUCAGGAUCCUCUUCCUCUUACUGCCACCUCUAACAAUACCCAAAUUCAGGCCGAAAGAACCCCAGGAAUCAACCAAAAGAAAAAUCCCUCCCUCUUUCGGACUUCUGUCUUCUGCUUCGCUUUUUUUUGUUUACAGUGACCAGAAGAAAAAUGAAACACAGAAAAGAACAACCCAACAGAGAAAAACCGAAAGAAAACUUAAAAAAAAAAAAAAACAAACUAAACUCGAAAUCAACUCCCCCCACGCCUCUCUGUACUCUGCUUUCUGCUCUCUAUAUAUAUACCCAAACAACCAAAUAAAACAAAAAUGAAAAGGCCUUGCUCCAGUGCAGGAGGUGCAGCAGCAGGGGCGCAGUGGCAUGGGAUUGGGGCGCAGAGUGUAGGAGGCGCAGCAGCAGGGGCGCAGGCGGCAAGGGCAGGGCUCGGUGUAGCAGAGGGGGGCCUGGCUCUGUGUGCAAGGGGUGCAUGGGAUCUGGGCGCAGAGCAGGGAGCAGGGGCGCAAGCGCAAUGUGCAAGGCUGGUGCAGCAAGCGGGCUCAGGCGAGUGCAAAGGCGCAAGCGCAAGGCUUGGGUGUAGGAGUAGGACGAUGCAGGCAGGCAGGGGGCACAGAGCAAGGGAUAUGGAAUGGCUACAGAAAAUGGCUUGGUCUUUAAAUUGUGAAGUUGGUGAAAUGCCCUUCAAAUACUUAGGAGUGCCUGUAGGUGGAAACCAAAAGGGUUUAAGAAUGUGGCAGCCUUUAAUUGACUCAAUAAAGAAGAAAUUGUCAGGUUGGAAAAAUAGGUGGCUGUCGUUCGGUGGCAGGAUCACACUUCUCAACUCUGUGCUCACGUCACUCCCUGUUUUUCUCCUAUCAGUCUACCUCGCUCCAAAAGGUAAAUGGUGGGGUAGACUAACAGAGGGAAAGGAGAACUUAUGGUUUAGGCUAAUUGAAGAAAAAUAUGGGUCUAGAAAAGAUAAUUGGUGUGGCUGGGUGAGGGAAGGUAAAGGUAGUGGGUCUGGAUGGUGGAGGGAUAUAUGUAGGUUGGAUGUUUUGGAAGAUAAUAGAAGAGGGUGGUUAUUGGAUGGUUAUGAGCUUAAGGUUGGCAAAGGAAAUAGUGUUAGCUUUUGGAAGGAUAGUUGGAGCAAUGCAGGAGUGCUUGCUAAUGCUUUCCCAAGAUUAUACAUGCUAUCUAUAGGAAAGGAAAGCUGUAUACAGGAAAUGGGUAGCUGGAAAGGUGAAACAUGGUCGUGGAACUUUGAAUGGAGGCGAAGCUUGUUUUCCUGGGAGGCCGAAUCACUACAGGAUUUAAAGCAAUGGAUCGAUAUGACUGAAUUCCCAAAAGACAAGGAGGAUACUUGGAUCUGGAAGGCAGAGAGGAAAGGAUUAUACACAACGAAAUCAGGAUACAGCAAACUUGUCCAUCAACAACCUUCAUCACAAGAAUCAUUAUUUAUAAGGUUAUGGAACAGUCACAUUCCUAACAAAGUUUAUGGGUUUGCGUGGUUAUUAUUGCAUGACAGGAUUCCAUCAAAGCUCAAUCUGUUCAAAAGAGGAAUAGUCACAGAAAUAGAAGCAACUACAUGCGGCAUGAAGACAUGGUAUCCAAAGCAAAUAACCGACUGGGCUGGGCUGCUGUUUGGUAUUCUUUGGUAUGGACAACUUGGAAUACCAGGAAUGAGGUAGUAUUCAAAGGGGGCCAUGCGAAUGUGGAUCGGAUGUUUGAUCAAAUACAAGUGAGGUCUUUUU
Rubroshorea leprosula is the source of this 1938-nucleotide messenger RNA. NCBI's taxonomy places the organism in Eukaryota, Viridiplantae, Streptophyta, Magnoliopsida, Malvales, Dipterocarpaceae. The record is from the annotation of a GenBank genome assembly.